Colletotrichum karsti is the source of this 1089-nucleotide messenger RNA. RefSeq names its product transcription factor RfeG. The transcript is spliced from 5 exons. The record is from RefSeq and is a predicted model, not a curated record. NCBI's taxonomy places the organism in Eukaryota, Fungi, Ascomycota, Sordariomycetes, Glomerellales, Glomerellaceae. Bases 1 to 1089 code for a protein of 362 amino acids.
AUGUCGGCAAGAACAUCGCGUGGUGCCCCUCCUUCGGGCAGCUCUUCUGCGGCACCCCCCUCCAGCGGUCGUUCCAAUGAGUACUUCGUCCCGAGAGACGGCAUUGAUCGCGAAGUCAUCACCGCCGAUAUCUGCCGCUACCUCGGAAACGAUGCUUUGGUGCGACCGGGUCACUACGAGAACCCUCAAACUGGCCAGGUUGUCCAAGGCUACUACAUCACCGCGUACCGAAACCUAACAACAGCCAUGAUCGAUGACUUGAAGGCAGACUCUGCGCGGUGGGAGGCGGAGAGGCGGCAGCAGGCCGCCCGGAACACCCAAGGAGCAGGGUAUCGCCAGUCGGAGACUCAUUCCGCGCGCCAACACUAUGGCCCAACGGAUCCCGCUGGCUACCCGGACGUGGGACGUGACUCCUAUGACAACGCUCCCAGAUACCCAGGAUCUCAAGCCCCAGGAUACUCAGGAAACUCUUCCCAGGGUUACUCCGGUUCAGCCGCCGCUGCUGCUGGCUACUCCCAACAGGCCCCUUCUCCUUAUGCUCCCAAUGCUGGGUACUCCUACCCCUCAGGUUCUUCUUUCUCUCCUCAGCCGGACCCCAGAGAUCCCCGCUACUCAGGAACACCGAGCCAUGCCCAAGGCUACGGAGGAGAACCUUACACUGCAGUCAACGCGAACAUGGCCGCUUCGCGCAACUUUGACUCGUACGGUUCAUCAGGACAGCCUGCAAGGAUUCCUACUACCAUGGCACCUGCCCAGGGACAGACUUACAUUCCAUCUGGAUCUCAAGCACCAGCAGGCUACCCGUCCGGCGGCUACUACCCGCCGCCGUCUCAGACACCCUACGGAUCCGCGCCAGUUUCCCAAGAUCCGUUGUAUGGACGCGCGUCCCCAGCAGGUGGUGCCGCCCACCCGUCGUACAGCUCAAACCAAGGAUCACAGUAUGAUGCAAACCCCAAACGCGCUUCGGCUACCCCUUCGAAUUCCAAUGCUCAGAUGGGAAACAGUGGAUCAUCCGGCUCUCGCCGCAGUGAGAGGGACUCCUCCGACAGGCAUCACCAGUCCGACCGCCACCGCCCUCCGCGCCGCUAA